UGAACACAUUAUUGCUUCCUGUUCCAGUCUAUAUAUACAUUCACUUCUUCCUUCUUCAAAUAGCAGAGCAGAGCAGAGCACAUUCACACUCUUCCCCAUGCCUCUCCUCUACAUAUUAUUGCUUGGGUUUCUCCUCUCGCACACUCCUUGCUGUUGCUCUUCUGCACCUGCAAGCGAUACCCUCACUGAAGGUCAAGUGCUUGCCGUUGGCGACAAGCUCGUCUCGAUGAACGGCAAGUACGCACUUGGCUUCUUCCAGCCAGCAGCGAGCACCAUCAGUAAGUCCCAGAACACCACCAGCUCCAGAUCCAGCUCCAGCUGGUACCUUGGCAUAUGGUUCAAUAAGAUCCCGGUUUUUACUGUUGUGUGGGUUGCUAAUCGGGAGGAGCCCAUCCCCCAUCCCAACAUCAACUCAACAAAGCUCAAGUUCUCAAGUGACGGCAAUCUUGUCAUUGUCAUAAACCAUGGUGAUGCCGUCACUGAAUCCCUUGUUUGGUCCACUUGCAUUGUCAAUAGGACACAAACCAGUAGCAUAAACACCACCACCUCUGGUGCCGCUGUUCUCUUGAACAGCGGAAACCUUGCCCUACUCACAAAUAGCAAAGUGAUGUUGUGGCAGAGCUUCGACUACCCAACAGAUAUCGCGCUUUCUGGCGCCAAGCUUGGCUGGAACAAGGUCACCGGUUUCAGUCGCAAGUUCAUGUCAAAGAAGAGCCUCAUUGAUAUGGGUCUCGGCUCAUACAGCCUAGAACUAGACACCAGCGGCGUCGCCGUCCUCAAGCGCCGCAACAAUCCCUCUGUAGUCUAUUGGCAUUGGGCAUCCUCCAAAACAUCAUCACUGAGUGUUAUACCAACACUCAAGACAAUAAUAGAUUUGGAUCCACGCACCAAAGGCUUGAUGAACCCGAUAUAUGUUGACAAUGACCAAGAGGAGUAUUACAUGUACACUUCGCCGGAUGAAUCAUCAUCUUCCCUGUUUGUCUCACUAGACAUCUCUGGUCAGGUCAAGCUGAAUGUUUGGUCGGAAGCCAACCUUGCUUGGCAAACCAUAUGUGCUGAGCCUGCCGAUGCUUGCACUCCAGCUGCUACCUGCGGACCUUUCACAGUCUGCAAUGGCAAUGCACAGCCAUCCUGUGACUGUAUGGAGAGCUUCUCUCAGAAGUCACCGCAGGAUUGGGAGUUUGAUGAUCGAACAGGAGGAUGCAUCAGAAACACGCCUUUACAUUGCAGCACCAGUGCUAACAACCAAAACAUGACAAGUUCAACAGACAUAUUCCACCCCAUUUCUCAAGUUACAUUACCCUACAACCCACAAAGCAUAGAUGUUGCUACCACUCAGAGCAAAUGUGAAGAAGCUUGUCUCAGUUCCUGCUCCUGCACUGCUUAUUCUUAUAACAAUAGCAGAUGCUCUGUCUGGCAUGGUGAAUUACUUAGUGUAAAUCUGAAUGAUGGCAUUGAUAAUAAUUCUAAAGAUGCCCUUUAUCUUCGCCUUGCUGCGUCUGCCAAGUUUGAAAAAAGGAAGAAAAAAGCAACAAACAUUAGAGUUGUAACUGCUGCAAGCAUUAUUGGUUUUGGAUUAUUGCUAAUGCUCGUGCUGCUGCUACUGAUUUGGAAGAACAAAUUCAAGCCAUUAUACAACAAUCAAGGUAGUGAUGGUGGGAUAAUAGCCUUUAGAUACACUGAUUUAGUGCGUGCUACUAAAAACUUCUCAGAAAAGCUGGGAGGAGGUGGUUUUGGCUCUGUGUACAAAGGAGUCUUAAAGGACUCAACUAAUAUAGCAGUGAAAAGACUUGAUGGUGCCCGUCAAGGAGAGAAGCAAUUCAGGGCUGAGGUGAGCUCAGUUGGACUGAUCCAACAUAUCAACAUUGUAAAAUUGAUCGGUUUCUGCUGCGAAGGUGAUCACAGGUUACUUGUGUAUGAACACAUGGUAAAUGGGUCUCUUGAUGGUAUCCUAUUUGAGAAGGGCAAUGCUGCUUCUGUCCUAGAUUGGAACACCAGAUAUCAAAUAGCCCUAGGAGUUGCCAAAGGAUUGUCCUACUUGCAUGAGAGUUGUCACAAAUGCAUCAUACAUUGUGACAUUAAGCCAGGAAACAUACUCGUGGAUGCAUCAUUUGUUCCUAAAAUCGCAGACUUUGGGUUGGCUGCGUUUGUGGGGAGGGAUUUUAGCCGAGUUAUGACUACAUUCAGAGGAACUGCUGGUUAUCUUGCCCCAGAGUGGCUUAGCGGAGUUGCAAUCACACCGAAAGUUGACGUUUACGGCUUCGGCAUGGUACUUCUAGAAAUCAUAUCAGGAAGGAGGAAUUCCUCACUAGAAACACCAUACAACACUAGAAGCAGCACCACCAGGUACCAGAAUGUUGAAUAUUUCCCUGUGCAAGCCAUCAGCAAGCUUCAUGACGGAGAUGUGAAGAGUUUGGUGGAUCCACAGUUGCAUGGUGACUUCAAUUUGGAAGAGUCUGAAAGGAUUUGCAAAGUUGCAUGCUGGUGCAUCCAAGAUAAUGAGUUUGAUCGGCCGACUAUGGGUGAAGUGGUCCGGGUUCUUGACGGUCUACAGGAGAUUAAUAUGCCCCCUAUGCCAAGACUGCUUGCGUCUCUAACGGAACAGCUUGGUGCCGCAACUCCAGUGUAAUAUUAAUCAUUCAUAGAGAGUGUUUCACAUGCGAUCGAUGUUAUUAAUCUUUGUUUCAGCAAAUUCUUGGAAAUUGUAAUGUGCAGUGGAAGGAAUAAAGGAAGAAGGCAAGCUUUCAGUCGCUAAAUCCUCUGUUAUUAUGUUUUUAUAUGGUAAGGAAGCAUUGUAGAAAAAUACAGCAGAGCUUGAAAUAUGUGUAUGCUUUGUUGAUGGACUAGUUUGAUGCAUAUCCUUGAAUCCUUAAAUCGAAGUUAUACAUAUAUGCCACUACCCGUUUUCAUCAAGAGCAAGCAUAGCUUGGUCGUGCCUCCGUGGCUCCCUUGAUGAUGUGGCCCUUUUUGCACGGUGCUGGCACCCGGGACCCACAGACAAGGGUCCGAGGGCAGCGAAAACAAGAACGGCGUCUUGCUGCAAGAUCACCAACAUGUAGUCUGCUCGGAUUGAACCAAUGUGUCCUACCCGCUUGGCGAAAUGUGAGGCUUGCUCCAGUGCCGGCGUGGUUGCGAAGGAACAUGCUCAUACGAAUGAGAAAAGGAAUCCAGGUUUGAAGAUAGGACAUGAUGCAACCUAGAAGAAACCUCCGCCACUGGACGAUAAUUCGUCACAUAAAGUGCUCUAUCUCCUUGAGUCCAUGCUGCCAGAGCAAUGCAGAAGCAUCCUCCUACUGUAAUAACUUCAUAUGGGCUUUUAAGCAUCCCAAAUCUUACAAAUUUGGCCAACGGCUAUACGACGGUGUUUCUACCUCUGGUUCUACAAGCUGAGAAAUGGUUGGCUGGUGGUGGUGAGCUCUCUCUUCUCUUCUCUUCUCUUCCCACACGCUGUCCAAAAUUGUAUUUUCCCAACUAUUGCAGGUCCAACUCAUCUUGAAAAAAGAUUGUUUAUUCCUUGCUGUUCUAUUUGUUGCCAUAUUUCCUGUUCUGACAAUAGAGGAGCAGCCUGUUCUCUAGAUGCUCUGCUUUUAGAUAUAUCGAUGUAUGCUGUAUUUCCUUUAUCCUGAACUUGUCAAUGCUAUAAAAGAAGAUUUUGCCUGUUAGGUGCUUUCUUUCUGACCUUCUGUAGAUUAACCUUUCGCACUUACAAGUUCACCGAGGGGAAGAUUUGACUCUUCACAGUAGGCAUGUGAUCUAAUGAGAGGGCUUGAUGAAUCUUAUGUCUGGGUUGGAGCAUGGUCCAAGAGCCUAGGAUGGUGCCAUUGCUUGUGUAUGUAUAAGUUAAAUAUCAGUCCUGAAGAGUUGGGCCUGGCACUCUGAUAUUGCCACCACUACCACCAUUCCUUUUUCUUUUCUUGACUGAAAUACCACAGGGGAAGCCCCUGGAGUGUGAUUUUUUAUAGAUAAAAAACGGUGUACAUGAUUUACAUGUCCUUGGGUAAAAAAUAAAAUAAAUGAAAAGAAGGUUUAAACAAGGGACUCAAACAAAAAGAGGAAGCAACCAGUCUAACAGGGGUUGAACUAGAGAAGGCGACUUGAAAUCGAUGAAGCUGUAGAUCACCCUGAAACUUCUGUAGCUCAUAUGUGUUUUAAGUUUGCCAACUGCAGCUCACAGCAUUUGUUUUAUUUCUGUGGUCAUACUUUUGUUUGUCUUUCUAAGGAGCUUCUGUAUAUACGUGGAAUUUGUAUUUGUAGAAUAUAACCCUCAUACAAGUGAGGUGUUUUUUCUUUCUGGUUUAGGCUAAUACCAUGGUCGUUCAGGCGAUUGCGUUGUUGGCUGACCAGUGAACACUGACGGACAAGCAGCAUGCCAUGAGGGUUCUUGACAUAUAUACUUCCAGUUGUAGCAAUGGACUGGAUGAGAUAUAGAAGGAAGCUCCCUUGCUGUUACUUAUGUAGGAUUUGCCGACAUUGCCAAAUUACAUCUAGCAUUAUAUUGAUGAUUUUUCUCCCUCAAAAACAGAGCGGCACUGCUCUGUGUGUUGCCAUUUCCCCUAUUCUGCCAGCCCGCCAUG
This is a messenger RNA of Triticum dicoccoides, 4574 nucleotides long. RefSeq names its product G-type lectin S-receptor-like serine/threonine-protein kinase At2g19130. Lineage: Eukaryota; Viridiplantae; Streptophyta; Magnoliopsida; Poales; Poaceae. Gene Ontology annotation, biological process: recognition of pollen; protein phosphorylation. The coding region runs from base 98 to 2629 and encodes 843 amino acids. Gene Ontology annotation, molecular function: protein serine/threonine kinase activity; ATP binding. The transcript is spliced from 3 exons. The record is from RefSeq and is a predicted model, not a curated record.